Molecule: messenger RNA, 423 nt
Organism: Tinamus guttatus (white-throated tinamou)
Lineage: Eukaryota; Metazoa; Chordata; Aves; Tinamiformes; Tinamidae
Source: RefSeq, a predicted model, not a curated record
AUGAGUGGAGAGCCCCAGCCCUGCCAGACCCAGUGCACCACCACGUGCUGCACCACCACGUGCGCCGAGCCCUGCGGCACCCAGUGCACCACCACGUGCUGCACCACGCAGUGCGCCGAGCCCUGCCAGACCCAGUGCGUGGAGGUCUGUCCCCAGACCUGCGUGGAGGUCUGCGCGAAGCCCUGUGUGAAGCCCUGUGCCACCACGUGCUGCACCACCCAGUGCGUGGAGCCCUGCCAGACCAAGUGCGUGGAGGUCUGUCCCCAAACCUGCGUGGAGGUCUGCGCGAAGCCCUGUGCCACCACGUGCUGCACCACCCAGUGCGUUGAGCCCUGCCAGACCAAGUGCGUGGAGGUCUGUGCCACCAAGUGCCCAGAGAAGUGCAAGGUCGUGUGCCAGGAGACCCGCUCCCGGCCCUGCUGA